CGACGUAGUCUCUGCACUUGGCUGCGUGUCUCAAGACCUCUGCAACGUAAGCUGUUUGCACAUUUAUUGUGAUAGAAAGAAUAAUUCAUCUUCUGUUGUUCCGAGUUUGUGCGCGGCGCAUCGCAGAUACCAGCAGAAAGACAGAGACAACGCGCUUUGAAACGACUUGAGAUUGUUCCUGGUCACGUGUGAAACCUGCGAAUUGGAUUUCUUCUGGGAAAAUAAGAGAUAAGUAAGAUUGGCUACAACGUUUUUAGACAUUCACAAUGGAUACGACUUUGCGUGAAUCAGAGUCCUACAAUCCGACAGUCGAUUCUGAUGAAAAAAUACCCUUGAAAAGUCAGGAUGAGACGAAACCGUUUACUGCCUCUGACAAUCGUACAUCAUGUGAGAUGGAAUCCAGCGCCACCCGUGAUGAAGAACAUGACGACACAGCCAUUGUUAUCGUCGGAGACAACAAGUCCCUGAACGAAGAUGACGAGCCGGAAGAUGAAGAAAGAGUGGCUUGGGGCAGGAAGGCCGAAUACUUCCUCUCUAUGAUUGGCUACUGCGUUGGACUUGGGAAUGUUUGGAGAUUUCCUUACGUCUGUAUUAGGAAUGGAGGAGGUGUUGGUAUCGCCAUGAACGUGUUGUGCACUCUCUGUUCCUGGUAUUACUCCAUGAUCCUGGGGUGGACACUCAUCUUCCUGGUUCACUCCUUCCGUGACCCUCUGCCGUGGACACAGUGCGGACAGUGGUGGAACUCGGAUCAAUGCGUGCCCACCAUAGGUCACAGUGUGAACGCUGCUUUAGGCAACGGGACAGAUGCAAGUGGUCCAGCUUUCAACACGAGCUACGCUUACAACAUCACCCAGAAUAUUACGAGCGUUGAAGGCAAUCUGACCAAAUCUGCUAGUGUGGAAUUUUGGUUGCACAACAUCCUUGAAUCAUCCCCUGGUUUUGCUUACCCUGAUGGUCUCCCUUGGCACACGGUUUUGGGCCUGGUCGUAGCCUCCAUUAUCGUUGUGUUGUGCAUCAUCAAGGGCGUCCAGUCCGUGGGAAAGGUGGUGUAUGUGACAGCCACACUCCCAUACAUUCUCAUCACUGUCCUGGUGAUAAAGGGCUCCACCCUGUCAGGGGCUAUGGAAGGCAUCAUCUUUUACGUGAAGCCAGAUUUUAGGUAAGACCAUGGGGCUGGGAUUUAAAAAUUGCUCUCUACGCACUAACAAGUCACAUUACUGACAGAGGGUUAAUGUAAUGUGUAAGGAAUGGAGGGGGUGAGGGGUUGGAGGUAAGCUUCCAAACUUGCUGUCCGCCAUGUCUCUGAGUAUAUUAUAUUGUCCAAUGUGUCACCAUUAAAUACGCAGCUUUAUUUUUGUAUUCUUUAUCUGAGUUUAACUUUCAAAAUUUCAAGAGGUUCGUUCUAAAGGAGGGUUAAGUGUAGAAUACUUCAAAGGGAAAAAAGACAAUCGUCUGAUCAAAACGGUCAAACAAUAUUCAAUCCAAAUUUAAUUUUGAUAUAUUUAUCCCCCUGCUCGAGUUCUGAAAUAGGGUUUACUUAGUUUUUAAAUAUGAUAUUUCAUCAUUUUAAAAAAAAAUAGUUUCCGCAAUCAUCAUUUAAGUGGCGCUUCAGCUUACAUAAGAACUGAUCUCAUUAGCUAGAUAUUACAAUUUGUUCUUUGUCCGACAGCAAAGUUAUAUUCUC
Molecule: messenger RNA, 1684 nt
Organism: Aplysia californica (California sea hare)
Lineage: Eukaryota; Metazoa; Mollusca; Gastropoda; Aplysiida; Aplysiidae
Product: sodium- and chloride-dependent creatine transporter 1-like
Biological process (GO): sodium ion transmembrane transport
Cellular component (GO): membrane
Source: RefSeq, a predicted model, not a curated record